Messenger RNA from Rotaria sordida, 501 nucleotides. Lineage: Eukaryota; Metazoa; Rotifera; Eurotatoria; Philodinida; Philodinidae. The record is from the annotation of a GenBank genome assembly.
AUGACAUUCAUUUUAUAUAUAUAUAAAUAUUCAAGUUCUGAAUGUCAUAAACGACAGACUGGUGAUCAUAUCUUACGUUAUCAUCAUACUGAUAAUUAUAAUCAUGUUGGUAUUAUUCGUUAUUCUCGAGUUAAAUGUAGAAAAUAUAUAAAUAUAUUACGUGAUACACAAUUUGUACAUAAUAAUACAAUAUUACAAAGUUAUGAUCAAGAUUUUAUUCGAACUUUAGUAGUUAUUGAAUUUGAUAAAGCUGUUUCAUUGAAUGAUUUUCCUGUAAGAUCAGCAGGUAUUGUUGUUACUUGUUAUCAACUAUGUAUUAUUAUGAAAUUAACAAAAAAAAAAAUUGUUAAUAAAUAUUUUUGUUUUCAUCGUGGAACUAUUAUAAGAUUAGCAGCUGUUAAUUGUAUACAAUAUAUUUGUAUUCCUAUAACUAUUUCACAAUGUUGUCAUCAAUCUCAAGCUAAUAAUGAUCAAAAUGAUAACAUAUUCAUCUAUUGUUAA